AUGGAUUUCGUCAGCUUAACCUGCUGCUCGUUGGCCUUCCUCCUCUACUACAACACCCUCGAUGCCGGCUUCGUAUACGACGACAGGCGAGCAAUCUUGAGUAACCCCGACCUCCUACCAUCAACACCUAUUCAAAAAUUACUCGAGAACGACUUUUGGGGAACACCGCUAACAGAUAGUGGAUCGCAUGGAUCAUACAGACCUCUCUGCGUAUUGACCUUUCGGUUAAAUUACGUUUUGGGAGGAUUCCAACCAUGGGGUUACCACCUGGUGAAUGUUCUCCUUCAUUGUUUGGCUACAGCUUUAGUGGUGAGGGUGGCUAGAAAUGUUCUUCCAAAAACGAAAAGAUCAAUUGGACCAUGGGUAACAGGACUAUUGUUUGCAACUCAUCCAAUUCACACCGAAGCAGUUGCUGGAGUGGUUGGAAGAGCUGAUUUGGCCGCUUGUAACUUCUACCUCCUAUCUUUCUUGAUGUAUGCGGCCCAUAUGAAGUAUAGAGAAAGUAUUUCUUGUAACAAACACAAAUGUCUCUAUAUAAAACAUAUGCGGGAAUAUGACAAGAUUAAGCAAGCACGAGGAAAAUACAAGCUGAUGGUGAACUUCAGCACAUGUAACUGGCCAAGAAAAUUCGUUGAAAGCGAUUUUUUGAAUCAACGAAUUGAAACAAAAACGUCAUCUUGCUGCUGGUGGAAUAGAACUCUUGAAUGGGCUACGUUAUUUGGGUGUUUGACGUUAUCGUUAGCAGCGAUGUUGAGUAAAGAAACCGGUGUGACAGUGUUGGGUGUUUGUGCUCUAUACGACUAUCUUCAUUCAACUCAAACUAACAAGAAACGAAAACGGAGUCUUAUCAUCUUAGCGGCGACUGGUUUGGUUCUAUUGAUGAUUCGGUUGCAAGGUCCAACUCCGCAAUUCUCCAGGGCUGACAAUCCGACGGCAAAAGAAGUUUGGUGGUCAACACGAUUUAUGACGUUCCUGUAUCUUCCUUUAGUAAACGUUUGGUUGCUUCUCUUCCCGAAUGAUUUAAGUUUUGAUUGGGGUAUGGACGCUAUACCUAGAUUACAGAGUAUUAGGGACCCCAGAAACUUGUACAGCUUUACUUUUUACGUUUGUUUGGGAUUAUUAAUAAAACAUUGCACUUCCACAAUGCUCAACAAGAAAGAAGUAGAUCUUCCGGAAAAAUGUUUCUGUCCGGUCUGUCAUCAAACUUUUUCUGAAUUGCACACCUCUUCAUGCAGAACGACCAACAACAACAACAGCGUUAACGUCUGUUCUUGCAUGGUAAUAUCGAAAAAGCUGUAUAGAGAAAAAAGCGACAAGAAAAGCAUUCAUAGUACCCUAAUACUUUCUAUGGCCUUCCUAACACUACCCUUCCUACCAGCGACAAAUUUAUUUUUUUAUGUCGGCUUUGUCGUGGCAGAAAGGGUUUUGUACCUUCCAAGUGCGGGUUGGUGCCUAUUGUGCGGUAUUGGCGCGGUGAAAUUGUGGCAGUGCCGAAAGUACAGAGUUACUCUUUUAGUGUGUGCUAUCGCUACAGUGAUUGCCUUCAGCUGCAAGACAAUAUCUAGGAAUAGAGACUGGUAUGAUGAGGAGUCUUUGUAUAAAUCUGCCGUUAACAUCAAUCCACCAAAAGCUUAUGGAAACUUGGGCAGCGUUCUUAGUAGCAGUGGUCGAAAAGCCGAAGCUGAAAUCGCCUUCAGGAGAGCGCUUCAGUAUAGGCCUAACAUGGCGGAUGUCCACUACAAUCUGGGCGUCCUGUUACAGGGUAAAAAUCAGUUGGCCGAGGCGAUCCAGAGCUUCCGUAGAGCGAUCCAGUACCGGCCCUCUCUGGCACUGGCUUACGUCAAUUUAGGUGCAGCCUUAAUAGCAGCAGGAAGAUGCCAAGAAGCCGUUUCCGUCCUUCGGCAGGGAGCGAGGUUGGAUGGAACGGGUUUGAAAAACCGAAAAGAGCACGAGACGGCGCGCGUCGCGGCGUUACUGCAGUUGGGGGCUCUCUAUUCGGAUCAGGGGCGGCUGCAGAGGGCCCUCGCCACUUACAGAGAGGCGGCGCAUUCCCUUCCGGAACAUUACCCCCCGCAAAGCGUCUUUAAUGUCCUCGGAGAAACACUUGCUCGUUUACAGCAGGACGAAGAAGCUGAACGUUGGUAUCAGGCAGCACUUAAUGCUCAACCUGAUCAUAUUCCUGCACAUAUUACUUAUGGAAAACUUUUAGCCAAAAAUGUAAGCCGCACUGCUGAAGCGGAGCAAUGGUUCAGAAGGGCGCAAAAGCUCGCGCCAGAUGACGCCACCGUGUACCACCACUACGGGGAGUUUCUAGCUUCGAGAGGACGGUACAAAGAGGCGGCAGGACUUUACGAAAAGGCCGCAGAGCUGCGUCCGAACGACUAUGAACUAGCCGUUGCAGCCGCAACAGCUAUGCGACAAGCUGGAAGACAUUUGGACGCUGAAAGGUGGUAUAGAAGAGCUGUUUUUCUUAAACCGACCGAUGUUAGAGGUCAUACUAACUUAGGGGCCAUUUUGCACAUUAAUGGGAAGUACAAGGAAGCCGCAGAUAGUUACAAGGAAGCCCUGAAGCUCCAGCCAAACGACGUGACAACGUUAACAAAUCUGCAUAAAUUGCACAGCGUGAUGACUUGACGCGAGGACAGCAAUUGAAGGUUAUUUUAAGGACAGGGUUUUAGCAACGUUUCGUUUUUUUACGAAAAUCUCCUCCGCCGCCACCCGUUUAUUAUUACUUUUUUUAUUGUUCCCGAGGUUUGUAUCAACGAAUAACUAUUUAUGUAAAAAAAAUAAAUUAUUUCGACGUCUCCCACCUUUGUACGUGCAUGUUGUGGUAUGUGUGCUUUAUUCAAACAUUAUAAGAGGAAAAAAAACGAAAAGAAAGAACAAAUUAACAAGCGCCGAUUCGCAAAAUCCCUGGGACCAUAGCGCAAAAUCGGCCGGAAAUCUAAUGACAAUAUGUAGCGGAUUUUAAUUGUUUUGUUAUUGUAAUAACCCUUUGUUAUAAUUUUUCGUGCGACUCAUGAUUAAAAAAUAUUAUUAUGCGCAGUGAUAUGGGUUAAAUUAGGUUCGGAAAAAACAAACCCAAUCAAAAAAUUUGUCGCGAAUUGAAUUUAACCCGUUUUGUAAAACUUGUGAAUAAUUAUUGUAAAUAGGAGAGAUUAUUGUUAAUUGAUACGAACUAUAAGAGAGAAAUUGUUGAAAUCGAGUUGUAUGUAUUUAAAUAUGAAAAGAAUUCGAGUGACGAUAACCGUUUUUACCCCAACCCCGACAUAUCCAAUUUUCGAGUUCGAUGUAAAUCGCAAAAAAAAAACAUAAAGAAAUAAAAGACGAAAGGACAUAAAAUACGGUUUUAUGACAUUUAAAAAUGUUGGCUUUCAAUGGAUGAUUAUAUCUCUUUAUUAAUUAAUUAUUAAUUCUAUUAUUAUUCUAAUUAAUAAACAAAGAAUCAUGUGUAUCUACAUUAUACAUAACUAUAUAAUGACUAUAUUGUGUAAAAUAAAGCUUAAACUUAUUUUGUGUACAAUAA
Messenger RNA from Onthophagus taurus, 3526 nucleotides. Its product is annotated as Transmembrane O-mannosyltransferase targeting cadherins 2. Gene Ontology annotation, molecular function: mannosyltransferase activity; protein binding. The record is from RefSeq and is a predicted model, not a curated record. Lineage: Eukaryota; Metazoa; Arthropoda; Insecta; Coleoptera; Scarabaeidae. Gene Ontology annotation, biological process: protein O-linked glycosylation via mannose. Gene Ontology annotation, cellular component: endoplasmic reticulum membrane.